CUCAAUUUCUCGUCUCAGCUUUGCCUCACUCCCAAUCUCAAAUCUCACUUCAUCUCUUCUCUGCCAUCACUGCAGUCACUCACUUUCCCUCUCUUCUCUUCCAUUGCUGCCUUCGUGGCUGCCCUCACCGCCUUGCUGCUUUCGCCAUUACCGUCCUCCCUCACUACCUUAUUCCCGCUCUCUGCUGAGUAGCAUCAUAGAUGGAUCGAGAAUGGGGUUCCAAGCCAGGGAGCGGCGGCGCCGCCUCCGCUCAGAACGAAGCCAUCGACCGCCGCGAGCGUCUCCGGCGGCUUGCCCUUGAGACCAUUGAUCUCGCCAAGGAUCCUUAUUUCAUGCGCAAUCACCUCGGAAGCUACGAAUGCAAGCUUUGCUUGACUUUGCACAAUAAUGAAGGGAACUACUUGGCCCAUACGCAGGGGAAACGACAUCAAACCAAUUUGGCGAAGCGUGCUGCUCGUGAAGCUAAAGAUGCUCCAGCUCAACCUCAACCUCACAAGCGCAAAGUUUCCGUUCGCAAAACAGUCAAGAUUGGUCGACCUGGAUAUCGAGUGACAAAGCAAUAUGAUCCAGAAACAAAACAACGAUCUCUGCUUUUCCAGAUUGAAUAUCCUGAGAUUGAAGACCUAACAAAGCCAAGGCACCGAUUUAUGUCUUCUUAUGAGCAGAGGGUGCAACCAUUUGAUAAAAGAUAUCAAUAUCUUUUAUUUGCGGCUGAACCAUAUGAAAUCAUUGCUUUCAAGGUCCCUAGCACGGAGAUUGAUAAGUCUACACCAAAAUUUUUCUCACACUGGGACCCAGAUUCAAAGAUGUUCACGCUACAAUUGUAUUUUAAAUCCAAGCCACCAGAGGCAAACAAACCACAGCCCCCAUCUACAGCCAAUGGUACAGCAGCACCUGGUGUUCCACCAAGGCCCAUGCCCCCGCCACCUCAAGCUCCACCACCACCUCCUCCUCCUCCACAGGGGCUACCUCCUGGUGCACCUAUUGGAAAUCCUCCUAGAGCCCCUCCACCUCCAAUGCCAGGAUCAUUGCCACCCCCUCCUCCUAUGGCAAAUGGUCCCAGACCUGCACCUCCUGGUGGAAUGCCAUCUAUCCCGCCCCCUCCCCCAGUUGGCAGUGGCACAUCAGGAGGUUUCAACAUGGGUUCUAGACCGCCGUCAAUGCCACCUCCACCCCAAGGUUUCCCAUCCCAACAAAUGCAGAAUCAGGGUGUCCGGAUGCCUCCACCUCCCCCUAACAUGGGACAGUAGAUCAAGCCUAGAGGCAGUAUGCUUAUCAUUUGAAUUGUUCAACAAUUUGUUCGAUGACCAUAGAUGUUGAUAUUGGAGUCAGUCUUAGUAGCUGGACUCCAAAUUAACGAGGCAUUGUUCAUUGUCUAUUUGAGUUUACAAAUCUAGAAGUCUUUGUACUGCUAAGCCAUAUGGUGGUUGGUUUUGUGCCUGGUUGGUAUUGGCCAUAUAAUGUACCGCUAACAUAGAUUCAUAAAUCGCUUAUGGUCGGAGUUUUUUAUCGGUUUGAAUUGCAAUAGUAGUAUUGGCCAUGCUUUUGAUGGUAUCACCUUUCAUGUAAUUUUGUAAAACGAGAACAUUUAAAUUACCUGUAAGUAAUAUAUCUUGAAUGGAAGGCGAUAGUCAGCAUUUUGUGUGACUAUGUAUUGAUA
Molecule: messenger RNA, 1660 nt
Organism: Arachis stenosperma
Lineage: Eukaryota; Viridiplantae; Streptophyta; Magnoliopsida; Fabales; Fabaceae
Exons: 7
Coding region: 201-1250 (349 amino acids)
Biological process (GO): spliceosomal complex assembly
Cellular component (GO): nucleus; U2-type prespliceosome; catalytic step 2 spliceosome
Molecular function (GO): zinc ion binding; nucleic acid binding
Source: RefSeq, a predicted model, not a curated record